This is a messenger RNA of Sorex fumeus (smoky shrew), 5293 nucleotides long. It is a transcript of the gene ADAMTS7, whose product is annotated as ADAM metallopeptidase with thrombospondin type 1 motif 7. The record is from RefSeq and is a predicted model, not a curated record. Gene Ontology annotation, cellular component: extracellular matrix. The transcript is spliced from 25 exons. The coding region runs from base 45 to 4352 and encodes 1435 amino acids. NCBI's taxonomy places the organism in Eukaryota, Metazoa, Chordata, Mammalia, Eulipotyphla, Soricidae. Gene Ontology annotation, biological process: proteolysis; extracellular matrix organization. Gene Ontology annotation, molecular function: metalloendopeptidase activity.
UGCCGUCUUUGUUGCCCGCGGAGCCGGGUGCGCCCGCUGCAGCCAUGCCCAGCGCCGCGCCGCUGCUCCUGCUGCUCUGCGCGCCGGGCGCCCUCGGAUCCGCUCCAGGGCACCUGGAGACCUGGAAGCCUCUGGACAUCGUGCACCCGGUCCGUGUGGACGCGAGAGGCUCGUUCCUGUCCUUUGAGCUGUGGCCACGUGCACUAAAUAGGCGGGAGGAGUCAGCGAGGCCCCGCGCCUCGCCCACCUUCUACAAGUUGCAGUUCCAAGGGCGUGCUCUUCGCUUCAACCUCUCCGCCAACACGCGGCUGCUGGCACCCGGCUUCCUGGUGGAGACACGUAGGCAUGGAGGCCUGAGCCAGGUGGUCCUGCACCCAGGUGCAUACCCGCCUGCCUGCCACCUGCUGGGUCAAGUGCAGAGUCACGUGCAGGAUCACGAGCAGGGCCCAGCAUCCCAGCCCGGCAGCGCCGCCAUCAGUGCCUGUGAUGGGCUGAAAGGCGUGUUCCAGCUGUUCAACGAGGACUACUUCAUCGAGCCCCUGCGCGGGGUCCCCGCCCAACCUGGCCAAGCCCAGCCCCACAUACUAUACCAGCAUGAAGCCCCAGAUGGACACGGGAACUCCAGCUCCUCAACCACCUGUUGGGUGCAAGAGUCCCCAGAUGCAGAGCCUCAGCGAGAGCGUUGGCAACAGCGGCACCGGCGGCACCAGCAGCAGCGGCCGAGGCGCCGACACCUUCGCUCAGUCAGCAAAGAGAAGUGGGUGGAGACGCUGGUGGUCGCUGACACCAAAAUGGUGGAGUUCCAUGGGCAGCCCGACGUGGAGAGCUAUGUGCUGACAGUCAUGAACAUGGUGGCCGGCCUGUACCAUGACCCCAGCAUUGGGAACCCCAUUCACAUCACCAUCGUGCGCCUGAUCCUGCUGGAAGAGGAGGAGGAGGACCUGAAGAUCACACACCACGCGGACAACACCCUGUGGAGCUUCUGCAAGUGGCAGAAGAUGAUUAACCCGAAGGGGGACUCGCACCCGCUGCACCACGACAUGGCCAUCCUGCUCACCAGGAAGGACCUGUGUGCGGCCAGGAACCAGCCCUGUGAGACGCUGGGCAUGUCGCAUGUGGCAGGCAUGUGCCAGCCCCACCGCAGCUGCAGCAUCUGCGAAGACACAGGUCUUCCCCUGGCCUUCACCGUGGCCCACGAGCUUGGACACAGCUUUGGUGUCCAGCACGAUGGCCUUGGCAACCCGUGUGUGUCCCAGGGGAAGAGUCCUUUCAUCAUGUCUCCGCAGCUCCUGUACAGCACGACGCCCCUCACCUGGUCCCCCUGCAGCCGCCAGUAUAUCACCAGGUUCCUCGACCGGGGCUGGGGCAUGUGCCUGGACGACCCGCCAUCCAAGGACGCCAUCGACUUCCCUUCUGUACCUCCUGGCAUUCUCUAUGACGUAGGCCACCAGUGCCGCCUGCAGUAUGGGGGCAACUCUGUCUUCUGCCAGGACAUGGAUAAUGUCUGCCACACGCUCUGGUGCUCAGUGGGGACUACCUGCCACUCCAAACUGGACGCCGCAGUGGACGGCACCCGCUGUGGGGAUAACAAGUGGUGUCUGAACGGGGAGUGCGUGCCUGUGGGCUUCCGACCCAAGGCCGUGGACGGGCAUUGGUCAGCGUGGACCUCCUGGUCUGAGUGCACACGGAGUUGCGGUGUGGGUGUGCAGAGCAUGGAGAGGCAGUGCACGCAGCCCAUGCCCAGAUACAAAGGCAAGUACUGCGUGGGUGAGAGGAAGCGCUUCCGGCUCUGCAACCUUCAGGGUUGCCCCCCUGGCCACCCCUCCUUCCGUCAGCUGCAGUGCAGCAAAUUUGACACAGAGUGGAUGGAGAACAGGCAGCACACGUGGGUGCCCGUGGUCAAUGAUGUGAACCCCUGUGAGCUGUACUGCCAGUCCACCAACGAGCACUUUGUGGAGAAGCUGCUGGACGCCGUGGUCGAUGGCACCCCCUGCUAUCAGAACCGGCCCAGCCGUGAUGUGUGCAUCAACGGGAUCUGCAAGAAUGUGGGCUGUGACUUUAUCAUCGACUCGGGGGCCGUGGAGGAUCGCUGCGGUGUGUGUAAAGGCGAUGGCUCCACCUGCCUCACCGUGAGCACAACCUUUGAAGAGGCCGAGGGCUCAGGCUAUGUGGACAUGGAACUGAUCCCAGUUGGUGCCCGUGACAUCCACAUUGUGGAGGUGACCUCAUCGAAGAACUUCCUGGCCCUGAGGGGCGAAGACCCGGACAAGUACUUCCUCAACGGGAACUGGACCAUUCAGUGGGAUGGGGACUACGAGGUGGCCGGCACCAUCUUUACCUACUCGCGCUACGGCGAUCUGGAGAACCUCACGUCCCCAGGCCCCACCCGGGAGCCCUUGUGGAUCCAGCUCCUGUUCCAGACGAGCAACCCAGGGGUACACAUCCAGUACAUCGCCCCACUGGGCAUGGUGACCCGUGGCCAGGGGCAUUUGCCCAAGUUCUCCUGGAGCUUUGGGCCCUGGACCCAGUGCUCGGUGACCUGUGGCUCAGGCAUGCAGAGGCAGAAUGUGCAUUGCAUGGAGCAGCACACGGGGCUGGUGGAUGAGCGGCACUGUGACCCCCUGGAGCGACCUGAAGACCAGCAGAGGCCCUGCAAUGAGGAUCCCUGCCCGGCCAGGUGGUGGACUGGCGAGUGGCGUCCUUGCACGCACUCCUGCGGGCCAAAUGGCCUGGCGGUGCGCUCCGUGCUCUGCAUCCGCAGUGUGAGCCUGGACGAACAGAGCGCCCUGAAGCCAGCUGACUGUGGGCACCUGCUCCCACCGGCCUCUGAGAUCCCCUGCAACCGCCACGUGCCCUGCCCACAUACCUGGGCAGUGGGGGACUGGUCCCAGUGCUCUGUGACGUGUGGGGUGGGCAUCCAGCGCCGGAUGGUCGAGUGCAGCCAUGGCGAUUCCUGUGACGAGGCCCAGCGGCCAGCCAGUGAAGGUCCUUGCUCCCAGCGACCCUGUGAGGGCUCAGAUGGCUCGGGCAGUGGCUUCUCCAACAAUGAGAACUUAAAUGAGGUGGACAUAGUCCCCGGCCGCCGGGCCCCCAGCCCUCCAACCCCCAUGCCUGCCAGCGUGAGCAAUGCCAUCGAGGACCCCUUUCUGGAGCCAGUGGUCGUGGAUGACUUCUACUAUGACUACAAUUUCAUCACCUUCCACGAGAAUCUGGAAGCUGGGCCCUACUCACAGCAGGGCUCUGACCAGGACAUCUGGGGAUGGACUUCACCAACAGACACCCCCACACCGGCUGCAGAGUCUACCCCUCCCCCCAGCCAGGAUGACCACAGCUUCUCACUUCCCUUUGAGCAGACCCCGGGGGACCCCUGGGACAAGCUCUCAUCUGAGGCUCCAGACCCCAGGGAGUCCAUCUCCAAGCAGACCAGCAGAGGCAGCCUGGAGAUGGGGCUCAUGCUACAGCAUGGCCCUGUGGCUGCCCACUGGGCGGGCCACAGGGGGAAGGGCCUGCACUUCCAUGCUCUGGGCUCAGAGAGCUGCAUCCUCCUGGGACCCUGGUGCUCCACCACCUGUGGCCUGGGUGCAGUCUGGAGGCCCGUGUACUGCAGCUCAGGCCGGGAUGAGGACUGUGCCCCCGAUGGCCGGCCCCAGCCAGCCCGUCGCUGCCACCUCCGCCCCUGUGCCACGUGGCGUACAGGCAACUGGAGCAAGUGCUCCCGCAGCUGUGGUGGCGGAGUCUCCGUGCGGGAUGUGCAGUGUGUGGACGCCUGGGACCUCCGGCCCCUGCGGCCUUUCCACUGCCAGCUGGGGCCUGUGCAGCCACCCACCCGGCAGCUCUGUGGGGCCCGGCCCUGUCUCAGCUGGUCCACCUCGUCCUGGAGGGAGUGUUCCGAGGCCUGUGGUGGGGGCCAGCAGCAGCGCCUGGUGACCUGCCCAGAGCCCGGCCUUUGUGAUAACGAGACGAGACCCAACAGCUCACAGCCCUGCAACACACAGCCCUGCACCCAGUGGGCGGUGGGGCCCUGGGGCCAGUGCUCAGCCCUCUGCGGUGGCGGUGUCCAGCGGCGCCUGGUGAGCUGUGUCAACAUGCAGACGGGGCUGCCCGAGGAGGACAGUGACCAGUGCAGCCAUGAGGCCUGGCCUGAGAGCUCGCGGCCGUGCGGCACCCAGGACUGCAUACCCUUUGUGCCGCUCAACUGCGAGCGGGACCGCUUGGUCUUCAGCGCCUGUGAGAUGCUGCGGCUGCUUGGCCGCUGCCAGCUGCCCACCGUGCGCACCCAGUGCUGCCGCACCUGCCGCCUGGAUGACUUUAGCGACCUGGCCCGCGGCCACCAGCGGGCUGCCCGCCGCUGACUGCCACUUGACUCCAGACCAGCCAGACCUCAGCCCCCGCCCCGGCCACGGGGGCCCUCACCUGAUGGUGCUGACCCGGGCCCCUCCCCCAGAAAAGGUAUUUUUUUUUCUAUUUUCAUGUUCUCAUCCAUAAAGGCCUGUGUCUCCACGAAACUCCACUUCCUGGGUGGGAGACUCCGCUUAGAGGGGCUGGCCAGAACCCUGCACCCAAGGACAUGCCAUACCCAGCCCGGCCCUGCCCACCUCUAGGGUCCGGGAAGCCAGGGAGACACUUGGUUUUAGCCUCUGUGCUAUUCCGAUGGGGACAGUCUGAGCUGCCAGUCGUGACUCAGGCGGGCGGGGCUGCUCCAGACAAAUAUGGGCUCCCAGGGGCCCCCACCCCAGACGUACUCCUGGGGCCCCUCCUGGUGGUAACUGCAUCUCCAGCCAGAACGUUACACAAAUUAGUUUAUUUGUCUUUUACUAUGACAACUCAGACUUUAGCUUGCAGGGCAGCACAGAGGCUGCAGUGACAUGGAUAUGGCCCUGACCACCCGUGGUCAAGUCGGGGAGUGUCCCUUUGGGCACUGGGCCAGCACCAGGCACAGCACCCAAGGCCCCCAGGACAAGAGCUGCCACCCUGCACUGUGGCAUGGCAGGGAAGGAGCAGCGGGCAGCAUCCCGGGGCACUGGCCACUGCAGGCACAUGCAGUCUAGAAAAACCUUGGUAUAAAAGCCUAUAAAAAUAGAAACUGUAAUGAAAAUGUACAAAAGUAUGAACACAUCAGGCCCUUGCCUGCCCCAGGGCCUUGGGGAAUGACCUUUGAUGGGUUGCUGGAGUAGCUGGCUCUGUCCCGUCUCUGCUGCCCGUGCCUUCCAGAGGGGAGCCCCCCGCCCCAGAAGUGCUUCUGCCUUCUCAUGGACAUGGCUGACGCUCAGACACCCAGAGCCCCGGACCCUCU